UUUUGUUUUGUUUGUUGUUGUUUUUGUGUGUGUGGGACAACAGCGACUCUCACGCACAACAACGCCCACACAUCUCUCACAUCUCUCACUUCACACUUCCCGACUGCUUCGUGUCCUGCUGCUUCGUGUCCUGCCCCCACACAGCACCCUUCUCGUCGCUUGCUUGUCCAGCCCUCUUGUUCCUCGCUGCCUCGCUGCUUGUCUGCGGUGUGUGCCACUCACGCACGCGCGCUUCGUCUGCGCCUCUUCUGCACGUUUACGCGUCUUCACACGCAGCCGAGCUUAAGCAAGGAAUCAUGGCCGGGUUGUCGUGCGAGCAGUCCUUCUUUCAUGGCUCACUGGGUCGUAGCAGGGCAGAAGCCCUGAUGACGUCGUCCCCCGACGACGGCACGUUCAUCAUCCGCACAAGCACCUCCACCCCGGGCAACUACGUGCUCUCGCUCGUCGCACAGCGCAACGUGCUUCACUUUCAAAUCCGCAACCAGGGCGAGUGCUGGUUCAGUAUCGACGACGGCCCACUCUUUGAAGGCUUGGAUGACUUGAUUGAGCACUACUCGCAUCUGCCGGAUGGCCUGCCCUGUGUCCUUGGCAAGCACCUGCCCGUCCGCCCACCAAGGCACGGGCUGAAGGAGAAGAACACGAAACUGCACGACGCAGCCGCGUCAGGCAACGCGGGCGCCGUCUCGAAAUAUUCUGGCGGCAAGGACACAAACGCCAAGAACGCACUUGGGCGCACGCCGCUGCACGAGAGCUGUCGAUGCGAUCACAUCGAGUGCACGCGUCGGCUGCUGUCGGGCCGCGGUACCCCAGACGUCAACGCCGCAGACUCUUUUGGGUGGACGCCGCUGCAUUUUGCUGCUGCCAACGGGAAUGCGAAGAUGAUCCGUGAGCUCAUCCAGCGCGGCGGUGACGUUAGGGCAAUCACCAUCGACGCGGAGACGCCGCGCCAGGUUGCUGCGCGUCUCGGCAACUCGGAGGCGUGCAGGAUCCUGUCGGACAUUGAGGACGGGCACUCGAUGGAGCGUGCUGCCGCGCUGCUUGAGCUGGUUUGGUACCACGGAAAGCUGACGCGCACCGCUGCCGAGAACAUCAUCUCCAUCUACGGUCUUGAGGACGGCCUCUUCCUCGUCAGGUUUUCGCCGUCGUCUGGAAACUUCAUCUUGACCACGUGCUUCGACCAGGCCAUGUUCCACUUCCAGAUUCAGUUCAACUCGCGCGACAGUCUCUACUUUAUUGACGACGGCCCGGGAUGCCACUCGCUUGCUGACCUGGUGCACUACUACAGCACCAAGGCGGACGGGCUGCCGUGCGUCCUCAGGAAAUAUUGCAAGCGAUCACAGAAGGGCCCUGGUCUGACGCAGGAUUCGAUGUCAGUUUAUGCCACGGGGAGCCUCGACUCGGCAGCGUCGUCAGCGCAGGAGCCGGUGCACUACGAGGCGCCACGCACACACGCGCGCGCAUCGGGACAGCAGCAGCAGGCGCGUGUUGGUGCGCACGACGCAAAGGACUACAACCACAUGCACGACCUUGACAGGGCAUUGUCGCAGCAAGCGCAGGUGUCCCGCGACGCCAUCAACAUCAUCCAGUACAGCGCGCUGCACCUUGGCAGCGAGCUUGGUGCUGGCGAGUUUGGAGCCGUGUACGGCGGGACGUGGAUGUGCAAGGACGGACGGCAGGUGAAGGUCGCCGUCAAGACCAUCAAGCCAGAACGCAUGGGCUCAAAGGACGACUUCUUGCGCGAGGCGCAGCUGAUGUCGACGCUGAAGCAUCCGAACAUUGUGCAGCUGCUUGGCAUUGUUGAGCAGCCAAACCUCAUGAUUGUCCAGGAACUCGUCCCAAACGGCUCCCUCGAGAGCUAUUUCCAAAAGCACAAGCGCGACAGCGUUUCGGAUUUCCAGCGCGUGCUCUGGGGAUCGCAGAUUGCAAACGGCAUGGCAUACCUCGAGAAAGUCAAGUGCCCCCAGAGGGGUCUUACACGGAGCCCCGGAUGUGGGUGA
Molecule: messenger RNA, 1997 nt
Organism: Salpingoeca rosetta
Lineage: Eukaryota; Choanoflagellata; Craspedida; Salpingoecidae
Exons: 20
Coding region: 297-1997 (566 amino acids)
Biological process (GO): protein phosphorylation; cell differentiation; cell surface receptor protein tyrosine kinase signaling pathway
Cellular component (GO): extrinsic component of cytoplasmic side of plasma membrane
Molecular function (GO): non-membrane spanning protein tyrosine kinase activity; signaling receptor binding; ATP binding
Source: RefSeq, a predicted model, not a curated record